UUUCAGUUGUUUCUUGCUCGAGACAAAAGGGAGGAGCUUGGAGGGCUGGGCGGUGACUGAAGAGCACUGUCGAAGAAUCAAAGAAAACAAUUCACAAAUUGGAAUGGCACCAGAGCCUGAGGAUGAGAUCAAGGACGAGAAGAACCCUCGCCCUCUCGACGAAGACGACAUCGCUCUUCUCAAAACUUAUGGUUUAGGGCCAUAUUCUAAUAGCAUUAAGAAGGUGGAGAAGGAAAUUAAGGAAAUGGCUAAGAAAGUCAAUGACUUAUGUGGCAUUAAGGAGUCUGACACGGGUUUAGCAGCACCAAGUCAGUGGGACCUUGUUUCUGAUAAGCAAAUGAUGCAGGAGGAGCAGCCUCUUCAGGUGGCGAGGUGUACGAAAAUAAUAAAUCCAAACACUGAAGACGCAAAAUAUGUAAUAAAUGUCAAACAAAUUGCAAAGUUUGUUGUCGGGUUAGGUGACAAGGUUUCCCCAACUGAUAUAGAAGAAGGCAUGCGUGUUGGGGUUGAUCGUAAUAAAUAUCAGAUACAGAUUCCUUUGCCACCAAAAAUUGACCCAAGUGUGACCAUGAUGACAGUGGAAGAGAAACCAGAUGUGACUUAUAAUGAUGUUGGCGGAUGUAAGGAGCAGAUUGAAAAGAUGCGAGAAGUUGUUGAACUACCCAUGCUUCAUCCGGAGAAAUUUGUGAAGCUUGGCAUUGAUCCUCCUAAAGGUGUUCUGUGCUAUGGUCCUCCUGGAACUGGUAAAACACUUUUAGCCAGAGCUGUUGCUAAUAGAACUGAUGCUUGUUUCAUUCGAGUUAUCGGAAGUGAGCUUGUUCAAAAAUAUGUUGGUGAGGGAGCAAGGAUGGUUCGUGAGCUAUUUCAGAUGGCUCGUUCAAAGAAGGCUUGUAUUGUAUUUUUUGAUGAAGUUGAUGCCAUAGGUGGUGCUCGUUUUGAUGAUGGUGUGGGUGGAGACAAUGAGGUUCAGCGUACAAUGCUUGAAAUUGUGAAUCAGCUUGAUGGAUUUGAUGCUCGUGGAAACAUUAAAGUUCUUAUGGCAACAAACAGGCCUGACACUCUAGAUCCAGCACUAUUGCGUCCUGGACGAUUAGAUCGUAAGGUUGAAUUUGGCCUUCCAGAUUUGGAAAGUAGAACGCAGAUAUUUAAGAUUCAUACACGAACAAUGAACUGUGAAAGGGAUAUCCGGUUUGAGCUGUUGGCUCGGCUUUGCCCAAAUUCAACAGGAGCUGACAUUAGGAGUGUAUGCACUGAAGCUGGAAUGUAUGCAAUUCGAGCACGAAGGAAGACGGUGACAGAGAAAGAUUUUCUUGAUGCAGUGAACAAAGUAAUUAAAGGAUACCAGAAAUUCAGUGCAACACCGAAGUACAUGGUCUACAAUUGAGCGGAUUGUUUCUUAAUGUUGAACAAAUUUGGUACUGGUUAUAGAUCCUAUCCAAGUGGAUGAUGAUCUGAAGCAAUGGCUGUUUUACUGACUUCCAUCUUUUGAUGAUUGUGUUUGAAGCUUUGCGUGAUUCAUGUCUCUGAAUUUUCCAAUGGUAAGGUUACCAUUUAUGUUAAAUUCCAUUCUUCUCUUCUCUGGCAA
Molecule: messenger RNA, 1585 nt
Organism: Manihot esculenta (cassava)
Lineage: Eukaryota; Viridiplantae; Streptophyta; Magnoliopsida; Malpighiales; Euphorbiaceae
Product: 26S proteasome regulatory subunit 7A
Exons: 10
Coding region: 104-1384 (426 amino acids)
Biological process (GO): proteasome-mediated ubiquitin-dependent protein catabolic process
Cellular component (GO): proteasome regulatory particle, base subcomplex
Molecular function (GO): ATP binding; proteasome-activating activity; ATP hydrolysis activity
Source: RefSeq, a predicted model, not a curated record